Messenger RNA from Rangifer tarandus platyrhynchus (Svalbard reindeer), 795 nucleotides. The record is from the annotation of a GenBank genome assembly. Lineage: Eukaryota; Metazoa; Chordata; Mammalia; Artiodactyla; Cervidae.
AUGGCAGGUGAACAGAAGCCCUCAAGUAACCUCUUGGAACAGUUUAUCUUACUAGCCAAAGGUACCAGUGGUUCAGCCCUCACUGCUCUCAUAAGCCAAGUUUUGGAGGCUCCUGGAGUAUAUGUCUUUGGAGAACUGCUGGAGCUGGCCAAUGUGCAGGAGCUUGCAGAAGGAGCAAAUGCGGCUUAUUUGCAGUUGCUGAACCUGUUUGCCUAUGGAACAUACCCAGAUUACAUAGCCAACAAGGAGAGCCUGCCAGAACUGAGCACAGCUCAGCAGAACAAGCUGAAACACCUCACCAUCGUGAGCUUGGCGUCGAGGAUGAAGUGUAUCCCCUACUCCGUGCUACUGAAGGACCUGGAGAUGCGGAACCUCCGGGAACUGGAGGACCUCAUCAUUGAGGCGGUCUACACUGACAUCAUCCAGGGCAAGCUGGACCAGCGAAACCAGCUGCUGGAAGUGGAUUUCUGCAUUGGCCGUGACAUCCGAAAGAAAGAUAUCAAUAAUAUUGUCAAGACCUUGCAUGAAUGGUGUGAUGGCUGUGAGGCAGUCCUGCUGGGCAUCGAGCAGCAAGUUCUGAGAGCCAACCAGUACAAGGAGAACCACAGCCGAACUCAGCAGCAGGUAGAGGCUGAGGUUACCAACAUUAAGAAGACCCUCAAAGCUACCGCGUCCUCCUCUGCUCAGGAGAUGGAACAGCAGUUGGCCGAACGAGAGUGUCCCCCUCACGCCGAGCAGAGGCAGCCCACUAAGAAGAUGUCCAAAGUGAAAGGUCUGGUCUCCAGCCGCCACUAG